Molecule: messenger RNA, 3847 nt
Organism: Tilletiopsis washingtonensis
Lineage: Eukaryota; Fungi; Basidiomycota; Exobasidiomycetes; Entylomatales
Exons: 10
Coding region: 210-3698 (1162 amino acids)
Biological process (GO): negative regulation of transcription by RNA polymerase II
Cellular component (GO): nucleus
Molecular function (GO): zinc ion binding; DNA-binding transcription factor activity, RNA polymerase II-specific; RNA polymerase II transcription regulatory region sequence-specific DNA binding
Source: RefSeq, a predicted model, not a curated record
CUCUCGCCACCAUCAUCCCCGCCUCUUCGCAUUCUCGACGUCUACGCAUCGGCUCAGUAUCGUCCCUGCAGCCGGUCUCUCGCUCUCCUCUCUCUCUCUCUCUCUCUCUUCUCGCCUUCCCCCACGCUCGUGCGCCCCUCGCCACGCCCCCCAGCCUCUUCGCGAGUGGCACACGACACUUGGCGUGCCUCCCUUGCUGCCACGCAACGAUGCCCGAGCUCGAGGCGCCCUCAGCUCCCCCAGCGGCGCCCACUGCGCCGCGUGCCGUGCGCGGCGAGCGCCGGCGUGGACGUGGCCACAGCAGCCGCGGCGGGCGUGGCGCUGCCUCGGCCUCCUCUGGCGCCGGCGGCGGCGGCGGCGGCGGCGCGCAGCGCUCCGCCAGCGGCGCACUCGAUGCCGCCGCCGAGCCCUUUGCGCCUUCUGCUUCACGCGGCGGCGGCGGCGGCGCGCGUGGGCGAGGCAGUGCGAGAGGUGCCGGCCGAGGCGGAGGAGGACGAGGCGCCAGCCGGAAGCCUCGCGGCGGCGGCGGCAGCGGCAGAGGCGGCCACGGCAGCAGCAGCGAGGCAGCAGGCCAACAUGCGCCAACAGCAGUGCUGGCCAACGGGCAUGGCGAGAGCAGCAGCAGCGGCGGCGGCACAGCGCAGCACCUCGCCUCCUCGGCGGCGGCCAGUACGACUGCUGCUGCUGCUGGAGGCCGCCGGCGCAAGUUCGGCGGCAAGAUUACCGGCGGCGAGGCCUCUGCCUCUGCCUCUGCCUCUGCCUCUGCGUGCGCCUCUGCCGCCGGCGCUGCUGCUGGUGCUGCUGCUUCGACGAUGCCGCCGGCGCCUGCCGUUGUGCCGACCGAGUACGCCGACCUGCGCUCGCGCCUCGUGGCCGAGCUCGGCUCGGGCGGGUACGACUGCAGCAUCUGCUACAGCACCAUUACGACGAAGCAGGCCGUGUGGUCGUGCACGUCGUGCUUCUGCGUCUUGCAUCUCUCCUGCGCGCGUACUUGGGCAAAGGCCAGCGUCGAGAAGGCAGAGGAUCAGAACCGCAUGCAGGAGGACGCGGCGAUGCGCGCGCGCAAGGGCACGUGGCGCUGUCCCGGCUGCCAGUACGCGCGCGCAACCGUGCCGGCGACGUACAUGUGCUGGGAUGCGCAGGUGCAGCAGCCCAAUGCCGGCAAAGGCGCGCCGCCGCAUUCGUGUGGCCGCCCGUGUGCGCGCGCAAGGUGCGCGCAUGGAUGUGCGGCAGGCAUGUGUCAUCCCGGUCCCUGCCCGCCCUGUCCCGUCUCGAUCAACCACCGCUGCUUCUGCGGUCGCAAAGAGAUUGCAGUGAGGUGCUCGCAGCUCAGCAACAAGGCCUCCUCCUCCUCCUCCUCCUCCUCCACUCUCUCUUCCACGCUCGCCACCGAGCGCGGCAUCUCGUGCGGCGAGGCGUGCCACAAGGCGCUGGCGUGCGGCGCGCAUGUCUGCUCGCGCCCGUGCCAUGCGGGGCCGUGCGAGGCGUGCGGCGAGCGCCUCGAGGCUCGCUGCUACUGUGGCAGAGAGACGCGCGAGAUGCGAUGCGGAGACGGAGCGCCGAGGAGCAGUGAGACAGAGGCAAAGGAGUGGCUUGGACGAUGGUCGUGUGAUCGAGUAUGCGACAAGAAAUUCGACUGCGGAAAGCAUAGCUGCAAGCAAGCAUGCCACCCUCUCUCCAGGCAGCCGAAGCAAUGUCCCUUCUCGCCCGCCCAAGUCACGACAUGUCCCUGCGGCGCCACACCCGUCGAGGGGCGUACCUCCUGCGAGGAUGCAGUGCCGACGUGCGCGCGCACCUGCUCCCGUCUGCAUCCCGGCUGCGGGCAUGCCUGUCGCGAGGCAUGUCAUCACGGCCCCUGUGCGCCGUGCGCCGUGCCCACCACGUCGCCGUGUCGCUGCGGCGAGACCAAGCAGACACUGCCGUGCUGCGUGCGGCAGCGCGAGAGCCAGGGCGCCGAGGAGGAGGUUCUGUGCCAGACUCUGUGUCGCGCACUGAGACAUUGCGGCAAACACGAGUGUCGGCGCGUUUGCUGCCCACUCUACUUCCAAGCCAAGUCCAAGGCCAAACGCCGCCCCACCGCCGCCGAGCUGGAAGAGCAAGAUCCGGCGCAUCUGCACGCCUGCGACGUGCCGUGCCAAAAGCCGCUCUCGUGCGGCCUGCACAAGUGUCCCGUCGGCUGUCAUCGCGGGCCGUGUGCGCCGUGUCUGCUGGCCUCCUUCGAGGAGAUGAGCUGCCACUGCGGCAAGACGGUGCUGGAGCCGCCCGUGCCGUGCGGCACGCAGAUACAGUGCAACUUCCCAUGCACGCGCCCCUCGACUUGCCAGUAUGGACAUCCGAAACAGCAGCACAACUGCCACGAGGAAGAGCCGUGUCCUCCGUGUGUCUACCUAGUCGAGAAGCCCUGUCAGUGCGCAAAGCACAAUCUCGUGCAAAACGUGCCGUGCCAUCGGCAGCGCGUCACAUGCGGCGCCGUGUGUGGCGCGACGCUCGGCUGCGGCUACCAUCGCUGUGGCGCCACUUGCCACGCGCCGGGCGAGUGUGCGCCGUGCACGCAGCCAUGCGGCAAGCCUCGGCCGCGCUGUGGCCACCCUUGCACGCAGCCUUGCCAUGCUCCUGCAGCCUGCCCAGAGACGGAGCCGUGUGUGGCAAACGUGACGCUCGAGUGUGCCUGCGGCAAUCUGCAGCAGCGCGCGCGCUGUGGCGCCUCGCUGCACUCGCAGGCGAGCGAGCGCAAGCUGCGCUGCACCGACGCAUGCGCCCUCGCGGCGCGCAAUGCCAGCCUGGCCGUGGCGCUCGGGCUGAACCCGAGCGACCGGGCCGUGCGCGUCGAGUAUGAGCCGUGGAUGAUCGAGUACUGCGUCGAGAACAAGAGGCUCGUCGCCGAGCUCGAGGGCAUCUACACCGACCUCAUCCGCAGCUCGCGCCACGGCAUUGUGCUGCCGCCGUCUGGACGCACACAGCGCGAGUUCGAGCAGGCGCUGGCGAAGAUGUACAAUUUGGGCAGCGAGUCACUCGACGGCCGCUCCGUCUCUCUGCGCCGGCAGCAGUUCAGCAAGAUUCCCUCGCCAACACUGCAGGAGGCCGCCAGCAGCGCAACUCGCUCCUCGACACGCACGACGGCGCUGGGCCAGCUGCGGCGCGCCGAGGCGCUUGCGCCGCAAGCGCCGCUCAACGCCCUGCUGCUCGAGCGCGUCUUUGGGCACGAUGCGGCGUCGCUGCAGACGCUGCUGCAGCGCAGCAUCCACGUGCCCUUCACGCUGCGCUGGCUCGGCGACGAGGACGUGCUGAUCUCUGCCGCCGACACGGCGCGCCUGCUCGCCUGUGGCGCAAGCGUCAAGCUCCUGGCGCGCGCCGAGCACUGUGCCGCGCACGUCGUCGCCGUCUCGCUCGACUCGGUCACGAAGCGCAUCCUGCGCCGCGAGGAUGCCUCGGCCAAGUCAGUGCCGGGCGCCCAGAGUCUCUCGCGAGGCACGUCGAGCUCCGGCACCACCACGCCCACCUCGCGCCCCGGCGGCUGGGCGGCCGCGGCUUCCGGCGCCGCCGCCGCCGCGGCUCCCGCGCCGGCGCGCCCGAGCGCCUGGGGCGCCCCGGCGCGCACAGCGACCGUGCUGCGCCAGCCCAACGGCACGGCCGCCUCCGUCGUGCACAUCCCCGCCGUGCCGGCGCCGGCGGUGCCCGACGACUGGCAGGAAGAGUAGAAGGGCUAGCUGGCUAGCUAGAAGAAGCGACAAAUGCGAUUCUAGUUGCAGAGUGGCAAGUCAUCAGCGGGCCUGCCACGUGAUGCUGCCGUCGUCGAGAGGAGAAGAGAGGGACGAGGGGGGCCGACUCAGCGCCCGCGCGAGAGGUA